UGUGUGUGAAUGACUCUCAGGAUGACGCCGUCGUCGCGUCUCCGGAGCAGAAGCAGGAGCUCUCCUCCAUCGCCCAGAGAAUUGUUGCUCCGGGGAGGGGCAUCCUGGCCGCCGAUGAGUCUGUGGGCACCAUGGGGAAGCGGCUGCAGAAGAUCGGCGUGGAGAACACCGAGGAGAACCGCCGCGCGUUCCGCGACCUGCUCUUCUCCGUCGAUCCCGCCAUCGCCGAGUGCGUGGGCGGGGUCAUCUUCUUCCACGAGACGCUGUACCAGAAGUCUGACGCGGGCGUCCCCUUUCCCAAGGUCAUCAGGGACAAGGGGAUCGUGGUGGGGAUCAAGGUGGACAAAGGGACCGCUGGAUUGAAUGGAACCGAUGGAGAGACGACCACACAAGGUCUGGAUGGUCUCUCAGAGCGCUGUGCGCAGUAUAAGAAGGACGGCUGCGACUUCGCCAAGUGGCGCUGUGUGCUGAAGAUCUCCGACGCCUGCCCCUCGGCCCUCGCCAUCGCCGAGAACGCCAACGUGCUCGCCCGCUACGCCAGCAUCUGCCAGCAGAACGGGCUGGUGCCGAUAGUGGAACCGGAGAUCCUGCCUGAUGGAGACCACGACCUUCAGCGCUGCCAGUACGUCACCGAGAAGGUCCUGGCAGCUGUGUACAAGGCCCUGUCCGAUCACCACGUCUACCUGGAGGGCACCCUGCUGAAGCCGAACAUGGUCACUGCGGGACACUCCUGCCCCAAAAAGUUCACCCCUCAAGAGGUUGCCAUGGCGACGGUCACUGCGCUGAGGCGCACGGUGCCUGCCUCUGUGCCGGGGAUCUGCUUCCUGUCCGGAGGCCAGAGCGAGGAGGAGGCCUCCCUUAACCUGAACGCCAUUAACCAGACCCCCCUGGGCCGGCCCUGGAAGCUCAGCUUCUCCUUCGGCCGCGCCCUGCAGGCCUCGACCCUCUCAGCCUGGCAGGGGCAGGCAGGAAACCGGCAGGCUGCGCAAGAGGCCUUCUGCGCCCGCGCCAAGAUUAACAGCCUGGCCUCUAAGGGCGAGUACAAGCCCACGGGCGGGGCCGACCAGGCAGCCACGCAGAGCCUCUACACCGCCAGUUACGUCUACUAGGGCUGUGACCUGCGCCCCCCAGCACUGACCUGGGAUCAGCUCACCUGCGCGCCCCCCCCCAGCACUGACCUGGGAUCAGCUCACCUGCACACAGGGACACCUUUCUGAAUCCCAACACUGAUUCAGGAUCAGUCUGUAUCUACACCCCUGCACACAGGGACCCCUGCUUUAUGAAAUCCCAACACUGAUUCAGGAUCAGUCUGUAUCUACACCCCUGCACACAGGGACCCCUGCUUUAUGAAAUCCCAACACUGAUUCAGGAUCAGCCUGUACGAAUCCUCCUGCUUUGUGUGCCUGCGGGAGCCCUGUUUGCUGUCUCUGGAAUAAAACCUGUGAUCAUGUUA
Anguilla rostrata (American eel) is the source of this 1453-nucleotide messenger RNA. Its product is annotated as fructose-bisphosphate aldolase B-like. Lineage: Eukaryota; Metazoa; Chordata; Actinopteri; Anguilliformes; Anguillidae. The transcript has 8 exons. Gene Ontology annotation, molecular function: fructose-1-phosphate aldolase activity; fructose-bisphosphate aldolase activity. Gene Ontology annotation, cellular component: cytosol. Gene Ontology annotation, biological process: glycolytic process; fructose 1,6-bisphosphate metabolic process. Bases 132 to 1109 code for a protein of 325 amino acids. The record is from RefSeq and is a predicted model, not a curated record.